AUGCAUCCUUCGUCUCCAUCGGAGCCCAUCGCCAUCAUUGGCAGCAGUUGCCGGUAUCCGGGCCCGGCCAAGAACCCUUCCCACCUGUGGCAGUUGCUUUGCGACCCUUACGACCUCUCCAAGAAAGCUCCCGCCGACCGAUUCAAUAUCGACGGUUUUUAUCACUCCAUCGGUGAGCAUCAUGGGACGACCAAUGCUCCCAAGGCCUACUGGCUGGAUGGGGACGUGCGGAUGUUCGAUGCCCCCUUCUUCAGCAUCACACCCAAGGAGGCCGAAGCUAUCGAUCCCCAGAGCAAGAUUCUCCUGGAGGUCGUCUACGAGGGCAUGGAGUCAGCCGGCCUGACCCUGCAGGGCUGCGCGGGGAAGAAAGUGGGCGUCUUCGCCGGCCUGAUGACGGCCGACUAUGAGCUGAUGACGGGCAAGGACGAUGUCACUGCCAGCCAGUACACGGUAACAGGCACCUCGCGGUCCCUGGUAUCCAACCGCCUGUCCUACUUCUUCAACUGGAACGGUCCUUCCAUGACCAUUGACACGGCGUGCUCGUCAAGUCUGGUAGCCAUGCAUCAGGCCGUGCUUAGUCUACGCUCCGGCGAAUGCUCGCUGGCCUGCGUGGCUGGAGCGAAUAUCAUGCUCGGCCCCGACACCUUCAUCAUCGAAUCCAGCCUGCACAUGCUGUCCCCGGACGGGCAGUCCAGGAUGUGGGAUGCCUCUGCCAACGGCUAUGCGCGUGGCGAAGGCGCCGGAUGUUUCUUCAUCAAGACCCUGUCUCAGGCCCUGGCGGACGGCGACGGGAUCGAGUGUAUCAUCCGCGAGACGGGCGUCAACUCGGACGGCCGCACCAAAGGCAUCACCAUGCCCAGCCCUGAUGCACAGGCGGCUUUGAUCCGCGAUACCUACUACCGCUCCGGGCUGGACCCGCAGAAUCCCCUCCACCGGUGUCAGUACUUUGAAGCCCACGGCACAGGCACACAGGCGGGAGAUCCUCGGGAGGCCGAGGCCAUCCACCGCGCCUUCUUCGGGAUGCCAGGUGAUUCGAGUAACGAGGUGGAAGGCAGCCUGCUUGUCGGCUCAAUCAAGACGAUCAUCGGGCAUACGGAGGGCGCGGCCGGGGUGGCGGGCGUCCUGAAGGCCUCGAUGGCCUUGCAACAGGGCGUCAUCCCCCCCAACCAGCACUUCCACAACGUUAACCCUUCUGUUGCCCCGUUUAUGCAACGCCUAUGUAUUCCCACAGCGCUGACUCCUUGGCCGACGACAGAGCCCGGACAGCCAUUACGAGCCAGCGUCAACUCGUUCGGCUUCGGGGGGACGAAUUCGCACGCCAUUCUGGAGAAGUACGACCCGGCAAUCCACGGCCGAGCGACGACGGCAUUGGCAGUUCCGUCCACAUCAGCGAGCCUGCCCUUCGUCUUCUCGGCCAACUCAGAUCAGGCUCUCGUCCAGAUGGUCGAUCGGUACCGCGAAUACCUGGCCACCCAUCCGGCCAUCCAACUGAACGAUCUAGCUCAUACGCUGGCCUUCCGUCGUUCGCCUCUCGCCCAGAAACUCUCCUUCCCACCAACAAAUAGCAUCGACGCCCUGAUCCAGAGCAUGGAAGGCAAGCUGACUGCCGCGCGAGAGUCCUCUUCAGACAUCGGGGUGCGGACCAAGCCGGGCGAGAGCGCAACGCGGAUCCUGGGGAUCUUCACGGGGCAGGGUGCCCAAUGGCCCACCAUGGGAAAAGCGCUCCUCGAGACCUCCCCGUCCUUCCGCAGUUCUAUGCAAGCCCUAGACGAGGUGCUGCAGGGAUGUCCCACCCCUCCCCGCUGGUCUCUCAUCACCGAGCUGCUGGCCCCACCAGGCCAGUCGCGUCUCCAGGAAGCCAGCCUCUCCCAGCCCCUAUGCACGGCCAUUCAGAUCGCCCUGGUCGACCUGCUGAGGCAAUCUGGCGUCCACCUCGACGCUGUCGUCGGCCACUCAUCCGGUGAAAUUGGCGCCGCCUACGCCGCAGGCUCUCUCACAGCCCGCGACGCCAUCCUGAUCGCCUACUACCGUGGUGUGCACGCCAAGCUGGCCCGCAGUCCAAACGGAGACUCGGGGGCCAUGAUGGCCGUCGGAAUGGGCGUCGAUGAGGCAUUGGAUUUCUGCAGCCAUGUCGAUCUGGCCGGAAGAGUCUUCAUCGCAGCUAGCAACGGCGGCGCUAGUGUCACCCUCAGUGGUGAUGAGAUCGCCAUCCAUCGCGCCAAGGCCCUCCUCGACGAGGAGAAGCGCUUCUGUCGACUGCUCAAGGUCGAUACAGCGUACCACUCGCAUCAUAUGGACCCCUGUGCGGACCCCUAUCUGCAAUCGCUCAAGGCCUGCGGCAUCAACGCCCAGCUAUCCAAACCCGAAUGUCCCUGGGUCAGUAGUGUAUACGGCCCAGCCGGGUCUCCGACAGCCCUGGAGCUCUCAGGACGGUACUGGCGCGACAAUAUGGUGCAGCCGGUGCUUUUCUACGAAGCGCUGACCCGCGUGCUGGCCCAAAACGGGCCAUUCGACCUGGUGCUGGAAAUUGGACCACACCCUGCCCUGAAGGGCCCGGCUAUGCAGACCAUUCAGGAGUCCAUCGGUCGGAAACUGCCCUAUUCGGGCGUGCUGAACCGUGGCGGCGACGACAGCACUGCGUUCGCCGACGCCCUCGGCAUGAUUUGGACCUAUCUCGGCCCUGCGGCCGUCGACCUGGCAGCCUAUGCCCGGAGCACGGCAGGGGGUGCCUCCUACAAGCUGGUCAGGGAUCGGGCCCUGCCGUCCUACCCAUGGGAGCACGACCGACCGCACCUGCGUCAACCACGCACGAUGAGGCAGUAUCUCAAUCGCCCGACCCUCCCGCACGAGCUGCUGGGCAUCCGCACUCCCGACGACACCCCCUCCGAGUACCGGUGGCGUAAUAUCCUGACCCCCGCCAUGUUGCCGUGGCUACAGCACCACCGCUUCCAGAGCCAGAUCAUCGUGCCUGCGACAGCAUACUGCGUGAUGGCGCUGGACGCGGCCCGGGCUAUGGCCACUGGCUAUGGGAAGAAUGUGGGGAUGGUCGAGAUCCAGGACUUGUUGAUCCGGAACGGCAUCACGAUGGAGGACGACACGCAGGGCAUCGAGAUCCUGGCCAGUCUGCAGUACGAUGCCGUCCUGUCGACGGAACAUACCCUGGUCACCACCUUCACCCUCAACUGGACGCCCCUAUCGGGUAACCUCCCGACCAAGCUUGCGGUCAGUGGGCGGGUGGUGGUCGACACCAGCGUGGCCAGCCCUAACGCCCUCCCCCAGCGGGUGCAGAACGCUGCCAGCACGACGCCCAUCGACCUCGACGCGUUUUACGAGUCCAUGAGUGACAUCGGCCUCGCCUACACCGAGCCUUUCCGCGCCCUGGUUGGCCUAAAUCGUCGCAUGAACUUUGCCUCGGCGCAGCUGCAGAAGCCCCAUCCGCUGGAUCCGUCAGAGCUGUCCGUCCGCCCUGCUCUGCUGGACGCAUGUUGCCAGACCAUCUUCGCCGCGAUCGCUGCACCGGCAGACGGGACCCUCUGGACAUCGUUCCUGCCUCAGAGCAUCGCGCGCCUGCGCUUCAACCCCGCCCUCUGCGAGGUCGAUCCGACCACUAGCCACCUACUCGACGUCGAAGCAACCGUCACCCGGUUCGAGCGGACUUCCACCAAAGGCCCCGCCAGCUUCCGCGGCGACGUGGAGAUCUACAACGCGACGGGGCAGAUGGAGAUCCAGAUCCAGGGAUUGACCGUGCAGUCCUUCGCCACGGCAAGCAGCGCGGAUGACCGCGAGCUGUACCUGCAGACGAUCUACAAGCGGGACCCAUGGACGGGCUUUGACCCGAGCGAGGAGGUCUCUGCGUUCCUGAAAUCCCUCACCCAUGUGGUUGACCGCAUUACCCAUCGCCAUGCGCAUAUCAAUGUGCUUGAGAUCGAUCUCGGCGGUGCGGAGCCCCUCACCAGCUCCAUUCUGGAGGGUUUGGGUCGGCAGUACGCGUCAUAUACAUAUGCCGGUCCGCAGGGGAUGCUGCGCUCCCAGCCCCAGACGGUUUCUCACGUGGAGAUACAGAAGGAUGAGCCGGGGCUGGGGCUCCAGCAGCAGGAAGAGAGCUUUGAUCUUGUUGUCAUAUCAAGGAUGGGUGGGAUGGGCGCCGGGGUGGAAGCUCAGGCCGCGGCCGUCCGCGGUCUGAUGCAUGCGGGAGGGUUCCUGAUCGCUGUUCAUUCGGACGGCGCCAUGAUGCAGGAACGUCUGCUUCGACUGCUGCGCAGCGGCAACACUGCCGACCAGCAAGCCCCGACCCCGUCUGGCGUCUCCUUCGAGGAAUGCGGGUUCUCUGCCCCCGUCCACCACCACCGCUCCCUCCGGACGGGGAUGUCGCUGUCCGUCGCCCAGGCUACCAGUCCGGAGAUUCUUAUGCUGCAGUCGCCUAUCCAACAUGCUCCGUUGCUUGGGAUCACCGGAAAGGUGCUCAUCAUCGGAGGCAGGAAGCCGGAGACGCGCGGCAUGGUGCAGCGAAUGCAGGAAGUCUUAUCUCAGAGCCAAUGCCAGGUUCUGGUCGCUGACAGUCUGGAAGACCUGCGCGCCCAGGACGUCGCGGGCGUUCAAUCCACCGUUCUUCUAGCUGACCUGGACGAGCCUAUCUUGCGGGACAUCAGCGCGAGCUCCCUUCCCACUCUGCAGGCCAUCUUCAGUCCUAACCGCUACGUCCUGUGGCUCACGCAGCAGUCCAUGACAGAGAAUCCGUGGCACGCUGCGUCAAUGGGCCUCGGCCGGACGGUGAAGAGUGAGACUCCGCAGCUGGAACUCCAGUUCUUGGAUCUCGAUACCCUCACUGGGGUGGAGGACCUGGUGACCGCAUCGUUCCUGAGACUGGCGUAUGCGUCGGAGAAGGGCACCAAGGGGCUGACGUGGACGGAUGAGUCGGAGCUGCGUCUCGUGGAUGGAAAUCUCCUGAUUCCCAGGGUGGUGCCGAUCCCGCGACUGAAUGACCGGUUGAAUUCCGCGCGGAGGACAAUUACUCGCGACGUGGAUGGCGGAGACGCAAAGGCGCCGGUGGAGUUGCUGGUGACGGAGGAACGGGGUGAGGAGGUGUAUUCGGUGCAGAGCCAGACUGAGGUUGUGAGUGACGGGCAGACAGUGCGUGUCAAGACUCUGUAUAACAGCCUCGCGGCCCUGAAGGUCGAUGGGGAUGGCAGCGCGUUGAUGGCGGGACUGGGUGUCCGUGAGGAUGGGAAACACGUCCUGUUCCUGGCACCUCAGAACUCCUCGUGGGUGACCGUUCCGCAGGCCUGGACUCAAGAGAUCGAUGACAACGUUAAGGAUGAUGCCUCUGCAGCGGCAUUCCUCUUGAGGAUCACCCUCGCCAGCCGGAUUCUGGCGACUGGAAACCCGAUCUUACCCCUGGCGGUGCUGGAGGCCGACUCUCUUUUUGCGUCUGCCAUGGACUUCUUGCUCGAGAAAGACGGCCAGCGGAGCUGCCACUAUGUCACCAGCUCCCAGGAGCUGGCGUUGAAGGAUGAUCGCUUCCUCUUUGUCCAUCCACACUCCUCUCAGCGCGUUCUGCGGGCCGCUCUCCCGGCGACUCUUGGGUCGAUAUUUGACCUGAGCGUUGGCUCUCCCCUGGCUGGUGCUCUCUCCUCGUACGGACAUAUCGUACCGGCAUCGUCCCUGGCAGGGGUGUCGAGUAGCGUCACGGCCGAGAGCGUUGACACGGUGGCACUGCAACUGACACAAGACUGGCUGCGCACCAAGCCAUCCCAGGUGGGCACGACGGCCAUCCGCCCCGUGGCCGAGUUAGUAGGGCAAGAUCACCCCCAGCCCAUCCUGACUCUGGUGGACUGGACCCGACCCGACAAGCUGCCCUCGCGCAUCCGACCCAUCGAUCCCGCCAGCGUGCUCUCGCCAGAAAGGACCUACGUCUUCGUCGGCCUGGCUGGAGAUCUCGGUGAAAGUCUCUGUCGCUUGAUGGCGCUGCACGGGGCGCGACACUUCGUCAUUGCCAGCCGGAACCCCGUCAAGGCGGAGGGCUGGGCUCAGGAUCUCCGCACUCGGGGUGUCCAAGUCCAUCUGGCCUCUCUUGAUGUGACGAGCCUCGACGCUGUUCGCCAACUGGAACGAACCCUCAAGGACCCUGCCACCGGACACCCUCCCGUGGGCGGGGUGGUCAACGGGGCCAUGCUGUUGUCCGAUGGACUGUUCGCUGACAUGACUCUAGAAAGUCUGCAGAGAGUGAUGGACCCCAAGACGGUCGGAUCACAGAAUCUGAGCGAUGUCUUCUGCGACCCGGGCCUGGACUUCUUCAUCAUGCUCUCGUCGUUGACCUCUUUCCCCAGUGGCACAAUCUCACUGACAAACACGAAACAGUACAUGGCGGGCGUCGCUGGCCAACGCCGCAACAGAGGUCUGGCCGGCUCGGUCUUGGACAUUGGCAUCCUGUACGGCAUCGGGUACGUCAACCGGGUCGACGGGGCCGAGAUCUACCAGAACCUGCGCCGCCAGGGCUACCUGCCCAUCUCGGAGCGGGACGUGCACGAGAUUUUCGUCGAGGCGAUCCUGACCGGACAUGCCGGGAGCGCGUUCCCCUCGCAGAUCUCGACGGGAUUGCAGCGCUGGAGCCCGAAUGCGGAGGUGCCGCUGCCGUGGUAUCAGGAUCCGAAGUUCGCGCACCACCGGCUCCUCGCUGAUGGGGGAGCUUCCGCGGGAUCCGGGGCAGGGUCAGGCGGCGGUGCGCAGACCGUCCAGGCGUUGUUGCUGGAGAGUAAGACUGCAGAGAGCAUUGCCGAGACGCUGCAGACGGCUCUGGCGGGAUUCCUGGAGUCGAUGUUGCGGCUGCCCGCUGGCAGUGUGAAGAGUGAUAUGCCCAUUACCGAUCUGGGCGUGGAUUCGCUGGCGGCGGUGGAUAUUCGGUCCUGGUUCCUCAAGGAGGUUAAGCAGGACAUGCCGGUCCUGAAGAUCCUGGGUGGCUCGUCUCUGGCGACACUAUGCCAGGAAGUGUCCGUCGAGAUCGAAGAAAGCCGCAAGACCGCCACGACUGACGACGACGAGGACGCAACCACCGAGGAAGACACCAGCAGUGCGGCAUCCGACCUGUUCAACUCCCUCCAUCUCGCCCCUUCGACAGACCUCAGCUCGGAGCCCGACGACGCGGAUCCCGAGCGCCUGGAGCAGAUUGCGCCGAUGUCCUUCGGCCAGGCGCGCAUGUGGUUUCCCUUCCUGCUGCUGGACGACAAGACGACUUACAACUGCACGACGUCGUACCGACUGCGUGGGCCCCUGGACGUCGACCGCUACGAACGGGCCAUCCAGUCUGUCGUGCGCAAGCACGCCAUCUUCCGCACCUGCUUCUACACCGAAUCCGACGAGCACUCCUCCAGCGAGGCCAUGCAAGCCGUAUCGGCCACCUCGCGCUUCAAGCUCAACAUCGUGCAUGACCCCGACGACACGGCCGCCGUGGACCACGAGACAGCCCUAAUCGCCGGCCACUCGUACGCCCUCGGCGCCGGCGACGUGUUCAUCGCCACCCUCAUCCAACACUCUGCGACCUACCACACCGUCAUCUUCGGAUACCACCACAUCAUCGUGGACGGGGUCAGCUGGCAACAUUUCCUGCAAGAGGUCGAGCGCUUCUACACCUCCACCGCCACCUCCGCCUCCCCAGCGGCGGACUACCUCGACUUCGCCAUCAAGCAACAGGCGGACCUGACCUCCCCCUCGCAGACCAAGAAACGGACGUUCUGGAAGGACCAGUUCACCCCGUCCGCCCCGUCCCCUAUCCCCCUCCUCCCGUUCGCACGCGUGCCCGACCGAAAGCCCCUGCAGCAGUACUCGGUCCGCGAGCACUUCAUCGAGUUCGACCGGUCGCUGGUAUCGCGGAUCAAAUCCGUCGCGACAGCAAACCACAGCACGACGUUCCACGUCUACCUCGCCGCGCUGCAGGUGAUGCUGUACCGGCUGCUCAACGUGACGGACGUGUGCAUCGGAAUCACCGACGCGAACCGGUCCGACCCCGCGCACCUCGACACGAUCGGUCUGAUGCUGGAUUCUCUCCCGCUGUGGUUCCGCCACUCGCACGGGGGGGAGACCUUCGCGGAGCGUCUCCAGCAGACCCGCUCGCUGGUGUACUCCGCCCUCGGCAACAGUGGUAUCCCGCUGGACGUGAUCCUCGCCGACUCCGGGAUCGAAUCGUCCACGACGCAUCUGCCGCUCUUCCAGGUCCUGGUUAACUACCGCAUGGGCGCCUUCAAGCAGAAGUCCGUGGGCGAGGACGUGGCGCUGGAUUUCCUGGCGUAUGAGGACGCCAGGCAUCCGUUCGACUUCAUCAUGAACAUCGACGAGGAGGAUGGGCGCGCCGGCCUGACCCUGUCGGUGCAGACGGCGCUGUAUGAUGUCGUGGCCGGGGAGGGGUUCCUGGGUGUCUUUACCCACUUUCUGGAGGUGCUUACCCAGGACCCUGGCGUGCCUUUCGGGGUGCAUCGGGCAUUCCCAAGGGAGAUGGUGCAGAAGGGGACGGGCCUGGGGGUUGGGAGCGGGUGGGCCGGGGAGUGGCCCGCCACGCUGCCGGAGAGGGUGGAGGCGCAGGCGAGUCGGUUUGCGGCCGAUGUGGCGGUGCAAGAGAGCAGUGUGGAGUGCAGCUAUGCGGAGGUCAUGGACAGGGUCCAGGGUAUUAUGGCCGUUUUGAUGCAGCGGCAUGGCAUGGUGAAGGGAUCCCGGGUCGGUGUGCUGGCGGGUCCCUCGCUCGGUUCCGUGCUGUCCCUGUUGGCGCUUCUCCGCGCGGGGGCGGUGUAUGUUCCCCUGGAUGAACGGAACUCGGAUGAGAGACUCGCGGGCAUUGUCCAGGACGCGUCCGUGGGGAUCGUUAUCUGCGAUGCGCAGGCGGGGCAACGUGCGCGUGCACUGUUGUCUGGCGUUGACGGAGGCGAGGUGAUGGAUAUCAGCCCGUGGACGGGAACCACAGCGCCCCCGAGAACAGCAUCCAGAAACGAGGCCGCCUACCCGGCAUCGCACGACCUGGCCAUGAUCAUGUUCACCAGUGGAUCGACCGGUCGUCCGAAGGGGAUCAUGCUGUCGCAUGGCAAUUUCCUCGCACAUGUGCAUGCCGCGACGACAGGCAUGGGCCUGGGCCGGGAGACGGUGCUGCAGCAGAGUGCCCUGGGAUACGAUGCCUCGCUGGCGCAGAUCUUCUAUGCGUUGGCAAACGGAGGUAAGCUGGUCAUGUCGAGCAACCGCUCCGAGAUGGGCGAGAUCGCCGCCGUGAUGCAGCGCGAACGGGUCAGUUUGACCCUCAUGGCGCCCUCCGAGUACGCGGUGCUGUUCCAGUACGGCGGCGAGGCGCUGGCCAAGUGCGAUGCCUGGCGGGUGGCGAUGUGCGGUGGUGAAGCCUUCACACCGCAGUUGAGACUGUGGUUCCGCCAGUUGAAGCCGACGGGCGGGCUGAAGGUGAUGAAUGCUUAUGGCCCGACGGAAAUAUCCGUGGCAUGCAACAUCGGAGAGGUGGACUACCUGGACGAGACAUUGGACGCGGAGACCCGCAUUCCCAUGGGCCGAGCCCUACCCGGAUACUCCGUCAUGCUGGUGGACGACUCGACCAACAGCCCCGUGCCGCUGGGCUGUCCGGGUCAGAUUGCCGUGCAUGGCCGCGCAGUGAGCAGCCUGGGGUAUCUGAACAACGAGGCCCUGACGCGCGAGAAGUUCGUUCUGCUGUCCCAGGAGGGGGCAUCGACGAGAUGGUAUCUGACUGGGGAUAUGGGCCGCAUGGACGCCGACGGCCAUGUCGCCUAUCUGCGGCGGAUCGGGCAGGACUCGCAGAUCAAGCUGCGCGGCAUGCGGAUUGAGCUGAGCGAGGUGUCGAACGCCAUUCUCGAUCAUGCCGGCGGAGGGAUUUCCCACGCGGUGGUUGGCGUGCGCGGAGCCGAUCUGGAGCAGUUCCUGGUGGCCUACGUGGUGCUGUCCUCGGCCAAUACCGUCGGCAACCGGAACCCUGAGGAGUAUCUCCAGGACGUGUUGCGAACGCUGCCCCUUCCGCUGGCGAUGCGUCCGGCGCAAGCCAUCCCCCUGCGCGCCCUCCCCACCAACGCCAGCGGCAAGCUGGACAUGCCCGCCCUGGAUGCGCUUCCGCUGCGCAUCCCCAGCAGCCAACCCAUCGACGGGAGAAGCCUCACUGCCACGGAGCAGCAGCUGAAAUCCAUCUGGGAGAGCGUGCUCGGCCAACGCCCCGGCCUGGCCAUCAGCAAACACUCCAACUUCUUCUCUUCCGGCGGCAACUCCCUGCUGCUCCUGAAACUGCAGGCCGAAAUCCGCAAGCAACUGGGAGCCGAGAUGCCUCUGCCCGAGCUCUUCCGCAUCAACACCCUCGAGAGCCUAGCCCUGACCAUCCAAGACUCCUCCUCCUCCUCCUCCUCCUCGUCCCCCCUCCCUCCCAGCCAAGUCAACCCCUUCUCUUCCAUUGACUGGGAAUCCGAAACCCUCCCCCCCGCAGCCUCCCACCUGCACCCCUCCCAUCUCUCCCAACUGCCCCUCCCCACCCGAAACCUCAGCGUCAUCCUCACCGGCGCAACAGGCUUCCUCGGCCGCGCCAUCGCGCGCGCCCUGCAGUCCCGCCCCGAGAUCCAACAAAUCCACUGCAUCGCCGUGCGCAACCGGACCUCCGCCGCCGCGCGCGCCCUCGAAGCCAGCUGCCCGAAAGCAGUCCUGCACUCUGGAUCGCUGACCCAGCCGCGUCUCGGUCUGGGCGACGACGAAGCGCGGCUCCUUUUCGCCGACGCCGCGGCCGUCAUCCACAACGGCGCGGACGUGUCCUUCCUGAAACCCUACGCCACGCUGCGCGACGCCAACGUGGGGUCCACGCACGAGCUCCUUCGCCUAUGCGGCGAGGUGGACGCCCACCCCGUGCCGAUCCAUUUCGUGUCCACGGCGGGCGUCGCGGCGCUCCUACCCCAACCCCAAGCCGGGGAUGCUGGCGUUGUUCUGCACGCCGAGAGUCUCUCCGCGCACCGCCCCGGCUCCGCGACAGCGGCAGCGGUAGACGGAUACGUGGCGUCGAAGUGGGCAGCCGAGGUGAUGCUCGAGCGUGCCGCGGGGACAGGAUCGCAGUCCGUGACGGUUUACCGCCCGUCGAGCAUCACGGGUCCGGACGCGCCGAUGCUGGAUAUCCUGCAUACGGUGCUCCGACUGUCGAUGGAGAUGCGCACGGUGCCGAGCAUGAAGGCGUGGGAGGGCGCGUUCGAUCUGAUCGGUGUGGAGGAGGCCGCGGAGGGUGUGGUCGGGGGUGUUUUGGGCAAGGCGACGAGUAAGAGCAAGACCGCGUUUGUGCAUUUGUCCGGCCAGAGGGUCGUUCCGGUGGAUGAUGUGAAGCGGACGUUGGAGAAGGAUGUCGGGUGUGCGUUUGAGGAGGUCGGCAUGGCAGAGUGGCUGAGACGUGCUAGAGGUGUCGGGUUGAAUGAACUCGUCGCGGCGUAUCUGGGGGAGAUGCUGGGGGAGCAGGGCGGGUGGAAGUUGCCCCGGGUUGAGAGGACUGUGUAG
This is a messenger RNA of Aspergillus heteromorphus CBS 117.55, 11511 nucleotides long. RefSeq lists its product as uncharacterized. Gene Ontology annotation, biological process: fatty acid biosynthetic process. Lineage: Eukaryota; Fungi; Ascomycota; Eurotiomycetes; Eurotiales; Aspergillaceae. The transcript has 7 exons. The record is from RefSeq and is a predicted model, not a curated record. Bases 1 to 11511 code for a protein of 3836 amino acids. Gene Ontology annotation, molecular function: fatty acid synthase activity; 3-oxoacyl-[acyl-carrier-protein] synthase activity; phosphopantetheine binding.